GUAAAUGUACAAGUCCUUAGAUGUGUCAAAGGCAAUUCUUUACUAUGUAUUAUCAGUUUACAAGACGGGUGUACAUAGUGACCUGAUUACAACUGUUUAUACUCAUUUAUAGACAUUUUUGCAUAUAUACCGUGAAUCAUGGCUGUGAAUGGGACCGCGGCUUUCAGUCCCAAGGGGGUGGGGGCAGUGGACAUCGCGGUCAUUGUGAUUUAUCUGGGCUUCUGUCUGGCAACGGGAAUCUGGGCGACAUGGAGGACAAACAGAGGUAGUAUUAGCGGCUACUUUUUGGCGGGAAGAGAAAUGCUAUGGUUUGCUAUAGGGGCCUCCCUGUUUUCCAGUAAUAUUGGAAGCGGGAGUUUUGUGGGUCUGGCCGGUACAGGUGCUGCGUCAGGGAUUGCUGUAGCCAGCUAUGAACUUAAUGGAUUAUUCUGCCUUUUGAUGCUGGGAUGGCUUUUUGUCCCUGUUUAUAUCGCUAGUGGGGUGUAUACUUUACCAGAGUACCUGAAGAAGAGAUUUGGUGGACAACGUUUACAGAUCUACAUGUCUGUACUGGCGCUUCUUAUCUACAUCUUCACCAAAAUUUCUGUUGACAUGUAUGCUGGGACAAUUUUCAUUCAGCAGGCGAUCGGCCUUGACCGAUACAUCGGGGUGGUCAUUUUACUGGCUAUAUCGGCCGUCUACACCAUAUCAGGUGGACUUAAGGCUGUGAUUUAUACAGACACUUUACAAACUGUUAUAAUGGUAGCUGGUGCGAUUGUCUUGAUGAUACUAAGUUUUAUUGAAAUUGGUGGGAUAGAGAAAGUAUACACAAUGUAUCCCCAAUCAGUACCCUCACCCCUCAUCAACGGCUCCGACUGCGGGGUACCACCGUCUGAUGCUUUUCAUCUUUUCCGGGACGCCGUCACUGGCUCCAUUCCAUGGCCAGGAAACGUAGUGGGGAUCACCAUCCUCAGCUGCUGGUACUUCUGCUCCGAUCAGGUACUCGUUCAGCGUUCUUUGGCCGCAAAGAACAUGCACCACGUGAAAGGCGGGUCCAUUCUGGCUGCGUACCUGAAGAUUUUGCCCCUGUUUACCACAAUAUUUCCCGGAAUGAUCAGCAGGAUUCUCUACACAGAUCAGGUGGCAUGUGUAGAUCCAGAAGUUUGUAAGGCUGUUUGUGAUAAUGAGGCUGGGUGUACAAAUAUUGCGUAUCCUAAACUUGUGGUGGAACUUAUGCCCGAAGGUUUGAAAGGUCUGAUGUUGGCAGCCAUGAUGGCAGCGCUAAUGAGUUCUCUGACGUCAGUAUUUAACAGUUCCAGCACGCUCUUCACCAUGGAUAUCUGGAAGCGCCUGCGCCCAGGAUCUACUGAGGGAGAACUGCUGGUAGUGGGCAGAGUCUUUAUUUUAAUCCUCGUGGUGAUCAGUGUAGCAUGGAUCCCUAUUUUAUCAGCAUCUCAAGGUGGACAACUCUUUAACUACAUCCAGGCUGUCACCGGUUAUCUAGCUCCGCCAAUCUUGUCACUUUUUCUGUUGGCGAUAUUUUGGAAGAGAACCAAUGAACCCGGAGCAUUCUGGGGAUUACUUAUCGGUUUGAUGGUGGGAGUGAUCAGAAUGGGACUGGACUUUGGCUAUGGCAGUCCAAAAUGUGGAGAGGAGGAAUUCAGACCCGCCAUCAUCUCCAAAGUGCACUUUCUCCACUUCACAAUCAUCCUUUUCUUCCUCAGCCUCUUCGCCACGAUAAUAAUCACGCUCCUUACUGAUCCUAUUCCAGAUAAACACUUAAUCCGUUUGACUUGGUGGUCACGUCACAGCUUCCAAGAGAGAGAACCGUUUAAGGAGGAGUUGGAGUUCAACAACUUGUCAACGUCACUUCAAAACGAGAAUAUGGCAUCGAAGAAAGAAGUUAAAAUGACGAAGUGGCGUCAUGCGUUAUAUAUAAUUUGUGGAUAUGAGCCGCCCAAACCAGUGACGGCCACUGAGGCGGAAUUAGCCGAACAUAAACGACUUUUAACGAGCAUUACAGAAAAAGGAAAAUGGAAGUGGUUUGUGAACAUUAAUGCUAUCAUCCUUAUGACGAUAGGAAUUUUUCUGUGGGGAUUCUUCCAUUAACGUUGAGGAUUUUAAUGAAGAGUAUUAUUGCAAUCUUUUAGUGACUCUUACAUUGUAUUUAUAAACAUAUUUAUGUACGUGAUUCGUGAUUCUGAUUAUAGUAAAUACUUUAAAACA
Saccostrea echinata is the source of this 2205-nucleotide messenger RNA. Its product is annotated as sodium/glucose cotransporter 4-like. Bases 139 to 2088 code for a protein of 649 amino acids. Gene Ontology annotation, cellular component: plasma membrane. Lineage: Eukaryota; Metazoa; Mollusca; Bivalvia; Ostreida; Ostreidae. Gene Ontology annotation, biological process: transmembrane transport. Gene Ontology annotation, molecular function: D-glucose:sodium symporter activity. The transcript is spliced from 15 exons. The record is from RefSeq and is a predicted model, not a curated record.